Molecule: messenger RNA, 6549 nt
Organism: Amphibalanus amphitrite
Lineage: Eukaryota; Metazoa; Arthropoda; Thecostraca; Balanomorpha; Balanidae
Product: mucin-22-like
Exons: 5
Coding region: 1-6549 (2182 amino acids)
Biological process (GO): signal transduction
Cellular component (GO): membrane
Source: RefSeq, a predicted model, not a curated record
AUGACAACUAGUGACGCGACCACAGACGGCAAUGAUAUUACCACGACAACUAGUGAGGCGUCGACAACCAAUGGUGGUGGCACCACGACCACUACUGAGGCUUCCACAGCCGCUGGUGAUGUUACCAUGACCACUAGUGAGGCGUCCACAGCCGCUGCUGAGGUUUCCACGACCACUAGUGAGGCGUCCACAGCCCCCGGUGAUGGUACCACGACCAUUAUUGAGACGUCCACAGCCGCUGUUAAAGAAAGCACCACCACUAGUGAGGCGUCCGCAGCCACAAAUGAUGCUCCCACGACCAUUAGUGAGGCAUCCACAGCCGCUGCUGAGGCUACCACAGCCACUAGUGAGGCGUUCACCGCCACAAAUGACGUUUCCACGACCACUAGUGAGGUGUCCACAUCCGCUGGUGAGUUUAUCACGACCACCAAUGAGGCGUCCACAGCCGCUACUGAUAUUACCACAACUAGUGAGGCGUCGACAACCGCUGGUGGUGAUACCAGGACCACUAGUGAGGCGUUCACAUCCACUGGUGAAGCUAACCCUACCACUAAUGAGGCGUCUUCAACCGCUGGGGAUGUUGCCAUGACCACUAGUGAGGCGACCACAGCCGGUAAUGACAUAGCCACGACGACUAGUGAGGCGUCGACAACCGCUGGUGGUGGUAUCACGACCACUAGUGAGACGUCCAUCGCGACAAAUGAUCUUUCCACGACCACAAGUGAGACGUCCACAGCCGCUGGUGAUAUUACCACGACCACUAGUGAGGCUUCCACCGCCACAAAAGAUGUUUCCAUUACUACUACUGAGGAUUCCACAGCCGCUGGUGAUGUUACCAUGACCACUAGUGAGGCGUUCACAGUCGCUGCUGAGGUUUCCACGACCACUAGUGAGGCGUCUUCAGCCACAAAUGAUGCUCCCACGACCACUAGUGAGGCGUCCACAUUCGCUGGUGAGCCUAACACAGCCACUAGUGAGGGGUUCACCGCCACAAAUUAUGUUUCCACGACCACUAGUGAGAGUUCCACAGCCGCCGCUGAGUUUAUCACGACCACCAGUGAGGCGUCCACAGCCGCUAGUGAUAUCACCAGGACGACUAUUGAGGCGUCGACAACCACUGGUGGUGGCACCACGACCACUAGUGAGGCGUCCACAUCCGCUGGUGAAACUACCACCAAUGAGGCGUCUUCAACCGCUGGAGAUGUUACCAUGACCACUAGUGAGGCGACUACAGCCGGUAAUGAUAUUACCACGAUAACUAGUGAGGUGUCGACAAUCGCUGGUGGUGGAACCACGACCACUGGUGAGGCGUCCACCGGCACAAAAGAUGUUUCCACGACCACUACUGAGGCUUCCACAGCCGCUGGUGAUGUUACCAUGACCACUAGUGAGGCGUCCACAGCCGCUGCUGAGGUUUCCACGACCACUAGUGGGGCGUCCACAGCCACCAGUGAUGAUACCACGACCACUAGUGAGACGUCCACAGCCGCUGUUGAAAAAAGCACCACCACCAGUGAGGCGUCUACAGCCACAAAUGAUGCUUCCACGACCACUAGUGAGGCGUCCACAGCAGUUGCUCAGGUUACCACAGUCACUAGUGAGGCGUUCACCGCCGCAAAUGAUAUUUCCACGACCACUAGUGAGAGUUCCACAGCCGCCGCUGAGUUUAUCACGACCACCAAUGAGGCGUCCACAGCCGCUACUGAUAUUACCACAACUAGUGAGGCGUCGACAACCGCUGGUGGUGAUACCACGACCACUAGUGAGGCGCCCACAUCCGCUGGUGAAGCUACCACCAAUGAGGCGUCUUCAACCGCUGGGGAUGUUACCAUGACCACUAGUGAGGCGACCACAGCCGGUAAUGAUAUUACUACGAUAACUAGUGAGGCGUCCGUUGGUGGUGGUACCACGACCACUAGUGAGACGUCCAUCGCGACAAAUGAUCUUUCCACGACCACAAGUGAGGCGUCCACAGCCGCUGGUGGUGGAACCACGACCACUAGUGAGGCGUCCACAGCCGCUGCUGAGGUUUCCACGACCACUAGUGAGGCGUCCAGAGCCGCUGCUGAGGUUUCCACGACCACUAGUGAGGCUUCCACCGCCACAAAAGAUGUUUCCAUUACUACUACUUGGGAUUCUACAGCCGCUGGUGAUGUUACCAUGACCACUAGUGAGGCGACCACAGCCGGUAAUGAUAUUACCACGAUAACUAGUGAGUUGUCGACAACCGCUAGUGGUGGAACCACGACCACUAGUGAGGCGUCCAUCGGCACAAAAGAUGUUUCCACGACCACUACUGAGGCUUCCACAGCCGCUGAUGAUGUUACCAUGACCACUAGUGAGGCGUCCACAGCCGCUGCUGAGGUUUCCACGACCACUAGUGGGGCGUCCACAGCCACAAGUGAUGAUACCACGACCACUAGUGAGACGUCCACAGCCGCUGUUGAAGAAAGCACCACCACCAGUGAGGCGUCUACAGCCACAAAUGAUGCUUCCACGACCACUAGUGAGGCGUCCACAGCAGUUGCUCAGGUUACCACAGUCACUAGUGAGGCGUUCACCGCCGCAAAUGAUAUUUCCACGACCACUAGUGAGAGUUCCACAGCCGCCGCUGAGUUUAUCACGACCACCAAUGAGGCGUCCACAGCCGCUACUGAUAUUACCACAACUAGUGAGGCGUUGACAACCGCUGGUGGUGAUACCACGACCACUAGUGAGGCGUUCACAUCCACUGGUGAAGCUAACCCUACCACUAAUGAGGCGUCUUCAACCGCUGGAGAUGUUGCCAUGACCACUAGUGAGGCGACCACAGCCGGUAAUGACAUUACCACGACAACUAGUGAGGCGUCGACAACCGCUGGUGGUGGUAUCACGACCACUAGUGAGACGUCCAUUGCGACAAAUGAUCUUUCCACGACCACAGGUGAGGGGUCCACAGCCGCUGGUGAUAUUACCACGACCACUAGUGAGGCUUCCACCGCCACAAAAGAUGUUUCCAUUACUACUACUGGGGAUUCCACAGCCGCUGGCGAUGUUACCAUGACCACUAGUGAGGCGACCACAGCCGGUAAUGAUAUUACCACGAUAACUAGUGAGUUGUCGACAACCGCUGGUGGUGGAACCACGACCACUAGUGAGGCGUCCACCAGCACAAAAGAUGUUUCCACGACCACUACUGAGGCUUCCACAGCCGCUGAUGAUGAUACCAUGACCACUAGUGAGGCGUCCACAGCCGCUGCUGAGGUUUCCUCGACCACUAGUGGGGCGUCCACAGCCACCAGUGAUGAUACGACCACUAGUGAGACGUCUACAGCCACAAAUGAUGCUUCCACCACCACUAGUGAGGCGUCCACAGCAGUUGUUCAGGUUACCACAGUCACUAGUGAGGCGUUCACCACCGCAAAUGAUAUUUCCACGACCACUAGUGAGAGUUCCACAGCCGCCGCUGAGUUUAUCACGACCACCAAUGAGGCGUCCACAGCCGCUACUGAUAUUACCACAACUAGUGAGGCGUCGACAACCGCUGGUGGUGAUACCACGACCACUAGUGAGGCGUCCACAUCCGCUGGUGAAGUUACCCCGACCACUAAUGAGGCGGCAACAACCGCUGGUGAUGUUACCAUGACCACUAGUGAGGCGUCCACAGCCGCUGCUGAGGUUUCCACGGCCACUAGUGAUGCGUCCACAGCCACCGGUGAUGGUACCACGACCAUUAUUGAGACGUCCACAGCUGCUGUUGAAGAAGGCACCGCCACUAGUGAGGCGUCCACAGUCACAAAUGAUGCUUCCACGACCACUAGUAAGGCGUCCACAGCCGCUGGUGAUGUUACCCUGACCACUAGUGAGGCGUCCACAGCCGCUGCUGUGGUUACCAUGACCACUAGUGAGGCGUCCACAGUGAACGGUGAUGGUACCACGACCACUAGUGAGACGAUCACAGCCGCUGUUGAAGAAAGCACCACCACUAGUGAGGCGUCCACAGUCACAAGUUCUGCUCCCACGACCACUAGUGAGUCGUCCACAGCCGCUGCUGAGGUUUCCACGACCACUAGUGGGGCGUCCACAGCCGCUGCUGAGGUUUCCACGGCCACUAGUGAGGCGUCCACAGCCACCGGUGAUGGUACCACGACCACUAGUGAGACGUCCACAGCCGCUGUUGAAGAAAGCACCACAACUAGUGAGGUGUCCACAGCCACAAAUGAUGCUCCCACGACCACUAGUGAGGUGUCCACAUCCGCUGAUUCUCUUACCACGACAACCAGUGAGGCGUCCACAGCCACUACUGACUUUACCACGACCACUAGUGAGGCGUCUACAGCCACAAAUGAUAUUUCCAUGACCACUAGUGAGAGUUCCACAGCCACCGCUAAGUUUAUUACGACCACCAAUGAGGCGUCCACAGCCGCUACUGAUAUUACCACGACAACUAGUGAGGCGUCGACAACCGCUGGUGGUGAUACCACAACCACUAGUGAGGCGCCCACAUCCGCUGGUGAAGCUACCACCAAUGAGGCGUCUUCAACCGCUGGGGAUGUUACCAUGACCACUAGUGAGGCGACCACAGCCGGUAAUGAUAUUACUACGAUAACUAGUGAGGCGUCCGUUGGUGGUGGUACCACGACCACUAGUGAGACGUCCAUCGCGACAAAUGAUCCUUCCACGACCACUAGUGAGGCGUCCACAGCCGCUGGUGAUAUUACCACGACCACUAGUGAGGCUUCCACCGCCACAAAAGAUGUUUCCAUUACUCUUACUGAGGAUUCCACAACCGCUGGUGAUGUUACCGCGACCACUAGUGAGGCGUCCACAGCCGCUGCUGAGGUUUCCACGGCCACUAGUGAGGCGUCCACAGCCACCGGUGAUGGUACCACGACCAUUAUUGAGACGUCCACAGCCGCUGUUGAAGAAGGCACCGCCACUAGUGAGGCGUCCACAGUCACAAAUGAUGCUUCCCCGACCACUAAUGAGGCGUCCACAGCCGCUGCUGUGGUUAUCACGACCACUAGUCAGGCGCCCACAGCCUCUGCUGAGGUUACCAUGACCACUAGUGAGGCGUCCACAGCCGCUGGUGAUGUUACCAUGACCACUAAUGAGGCGUCCACAGCCGCUGCUGAGGUUUCCACGACCACUAAUGAGAUGUCCACACCGAACGGUGAUGGUACCACGACCAGUAGUGAGACGAUCACAGCCGCUGUUGAAGAAAGCACCACUACUAGUGAGGCGUCCACAGUCACAAGUUCUGCUCCCACGACCACUAGUGAGGCGUCCACAGCCGCUGCUGAGGUUACCACAGUCACUAGUGAGGCGUUCACCGCCACAAAUGAUGUUUCCACGACCACUAGUGAGAGUUCCACAGCUGCUGCUGAGUUUAUCACGACCACCAGUGAGGCGUCCACAGUCACUAGUGAUAUUACCACGAUAACUAGUGAGGCGUCGACAAACGCUGGUGAUGGUACCACGGCCACUAGUGAUGCGUCCACAUCCGCUGGUGAAGUUACCCCGACCACUAAUGAGGCGUAUUCAACCGCUGUAGAUGUUACCAUGACCAGUAGUGAGGCGCCCACAGCCGCUGAUGAUGUUGCCACGGCCACUAGUGCAAUAUUCACGGCCACAGCAGAUCAAGCUUCAAGCAGUUCAAGCAUAGAGAAUGUUACUGCGUCCAGUGCGCCGACGUCGCAGUCAGAACAGUCCACAGCUGCCGAGUCCUCAUCAUCCAACCAGUUUUCUGGUACGAUCGUCUCCACAUCAGGAACGACUGCUACUCUGAGCGCUGUACAAACGACGGGGUCAAAUGAAACCUCCACGCAGCUGCCUUCGUCGUCUUCUCCUGGGACGGGCAUUGACUCGUCGCAGACGACAGUUUCGUCGUCGGCCGGUACGACCGUGUUCUGGGGAUCCAGCGUCUCCAGCUACGCCACGACGGAGCCGUCUCUGACUUCCUGGCCCACCCAGAGCGUCAGUUCGGCGUCAGAGCCGGUGGCGACGGCCACCUCGACGGUACCGCCUCCGGAGGGGGCGACGGCGGAGCGGGCCUCUGGCGCCACAGAGUCCACCGUUACAACUGAAGACGGUGCUGUAGCUACCACCUGGACAGUUUCGACGGAUGCCACUUCUGUUACUACCACUGGACCAGUUACAACUGACUCUACAACUGCAAUGGCCACUGGGCCAGUUACGACAGACGCUCCUACUACAGCUGCCACCAGACCAGCAAUUACAACUGACACUACUCCUACAGCUACCAAUUUGCCAGAUACACUUAACACUACUACCGUAACUACCAGUCGACUAUUUACAGGUAAUGCGACAACUGUAGAGUCCCCUGGAGCAGUUGCAACUGAGGCUACUAUUGUCACUACUACAGGAUAUGUUACAACUGACGUCACCACUAUAGUAACAACUGAACCACUUACAACAGACGCUAUUGUUACAGCUGCUACAGGAUCGGCUACAAUUACAACUGACGGUGCUACUGUGAAGACCACUGGACGAGUUACAACUGAUGUCACUUCCAUAGCGAAUCCACUUCGGAGGGCUCUGCUGAACUAG